Messenger RNA from Babesia microti strain RI, 735 nucleotides. Its product is annotated as coronin binding protein, putative. Bases 1 to 735 code for a protein of 244 amino acids. The transcript has 4 exons. Gene Ontology annotation, molecular function: metal ion binding. NCBI's taxonomy places the organism in Eukaryota, Apicomplexa, Aconoidasida, Piroplasmida, Babesiidae. The record is from RefSeq and is a predicted model, not a curated record.
AUGGGAUACCUUGCCCUCAGUACGCUAGACCAACAGAGGCUGUCGCAGCUUAAAAGUGAGAUUAAUAGGCGCUUGUUGGAGCUUACAGGUGUGAUUGACAUUGCUAUUCUUGCUGAUCAUGUUUGGAAUCUCAUUGGGAAUGCUCAAGUCACACGAGAUGAGGUGGCGAGGAAUCUUCAACAAUUCAUGCCCGCCGAAAAGGUCGAAUCGUUCCUUAUAUGGCUUUAUUCCAGACUGGAUACACUACUAGAUGAAUACAAGAGGAGCGUUUUCAGUGCUGAGGCGGCAGAGGCCCAUAAAAAGGAGGCCAUGCGAUGCAUACAAAUCAAGGCACAGGAAGACGAAGAACGGCUAAGGAGACGGUCAGAACGUUUUGCCUUCCACAACUUAUCAAACUUGUACUCGAAUAGUUCGACAAACACUGCCAGAGCCACAACCGCUUCAGUAUCUAACAUCGCAAAUAUCGCAAUAUGUAAAUAUGAUCGGCGCUGCAAGUUUGGAGAUAAGUGUAAAUUUGUCCAUAUUGGACGGGAUGGUAUAGGAACCAUGGGUAAGGGGAGUAAUAUGGCUAGUAAGUUCGGCGAAUACGGUAUUUUGCCUGGCAAGCUAUCAGAUGGCAUGUGCCGUAACUGGCCUGCAUGCCCCUUUGGUAACGAAUGCAAUUUUUCGCAUCCAAGCGUUCCCUGUAAAUUUGGCCAACUUUGCACCCGAUCGAAUUGCAGUUACACUCACUAA